Messenger RNA from Musca domestica (house fly), 1516 nucleotides. RefSeq lists its product as uncharacterized. The coding region runs from base 277 to 1326 and encodes 349 amino acids. Gene Ontology annotation, molecular function: oxidoreductase activity, acting on the CH-OH group of donors, NAD or NADP as acceptor. The record is from RefSeq and is a predicted model, not a curated record. Gene Ontology annotation, cellular component: lipid droplet. NCBI's taxonomy places the organism in Eukaryota, Metazoa, Arthropoda, Insecta, Diptera, Muscidae. The transcript is spliced from 5 exons.
GGUGGAGGGUAUUCAAAGUUCGGCCCGGCCGAACUGACUGAUUUUUAACUUAUUGUUACUUGUCUCUAAUAACGUGUUCUCUAAAGCAUAAUAAGCGCGGAUCCUAACCCCAUACAAUGUUUUAUUAUUGCCGAAUGUGAGCAACCUCAGAGCCGACGUAGAUGCAAAUUAUGCAAUUAAAAUUCCGCACGCGCACAAAACAAACAAACAGACGUAUUUAUUUCCUAUUUUUAGAGGAGGGAGAAUGCGAGACUUGGAAGUAGAAUUGUGCUAACAAUGCAGUUAGCAUCGUUUAGCUUAGUUCAGAUAACAUCGAUAGCCAUGAGCGUGCGGAUCAUUUUAAUCGAAGCCCUCUACAGCAUUUAUGUACUGCUCCAAAUUUUAGUCUAUCCUCUGCUAGUUGUCUUUGCCAUAGUCGAAGUGUUGAAGAGAUGGUUUAGGAGAUUGGGCUGCAGCAGAAUGCCUUCGCUUUGUGGUGAAGUUGCUCUGAUUACAGGAUCCGGCCGAGGAUUGGGUCGUGAAACAGCCAUUGCAUUGGCUAAACUUGGCUGCCACCUGGCCAUUGUGGAUAUUCAGGAACAUUUGGCAAAUGAUACAGCGCAAUUUAUUGCGGAAAAUUAUGAAGUUAACACCAGAGCUUAUAAGGUUGACGUUAGAGAUUAUCAGCAGUUAUUGGAUUUGAGGGAACGUGUUACAAAUGACUUGGGAGAUGUGACAAUUCUGGUGAAUAAUGCUGCCAUCAUCACAAUGUCUUCCAUAGAUGAUCCUCCGGUUCAUGAAAUUCAACGUAUGAUUAAUAUUAAUUUCACGGCACCGGUUUUGACCACCAAGGUGUUUCUCCCGAAAAUGAGGGAGUUAAAUCGUGGCUAUGUGGUCAAUAUCUCUUCGUUGGCUAGUAUGUAUCCACAUCACACUUUCAACGUGUACGGAGCGUCCAAGGCGGCAGUUCGCCAUCUAACCUCGGCGCUGCGAACCGAAUUGUUAGAAGCGAAAAGUGCCGUAAAGGCCAUUACCAUUUGCCCCUCAUUCUUGACCACCAAUAGACGUGUCAAUGAUGUGGUGAAAGCUCUUAAACUGAAUCGCAUAUUGGCCGAUUUGGAUGGCGAAGUUGUGGCCCAGUAUAUUGUCGAGGCCAUACUGCGCGGUGAGACGGAGAUUACGGUGCCGCAUUGUUUCAUUUGGCUGCGACGAAUUGUAGCUACCCUACCAGCGGCUGCCACUGAGAGGUUAAUGGCAUUUAUUGGCGGACUUGUUGAUCCAAAGUGCAGAGAAAACGAAUUGGCUCAAGCUCUGAGAACAGACGAUGGUGUGCCCUUCGAUAGUUAGGAGUUGAAGAAAUAUAUAGACGCUUGGAAUCGGCUUUAAGUCGGGAUAUGAGAAACCUCUUUUAAUAAGAGUCUGCUAUUACAUUUUCCUUAUACAACCCCAAAAAAUUUACUUGACAAAAAGUAAAGGAUUGUCAGACUUUGACCUGUAUUUAUUAGUUGUCCAUGUUAAUCAGUUUAGGCCACAAUUA